Molecule: messenger RNA, 3312 nt
Organism: Paralichthys olivaceus (Japanese flounder)
Lineage: Eukaryota; Metazoa; Chordata; Actinopteri; Pleuronectiformes; Paralichthyidae
Source: RefSeq, a predicted model, not a curated record
AGAAAAGCAUUUUUAUGGAGGAGUCCGGGGAGCACACGGCUGAAGAUUUAGGGUCUGGCUCUUGGCAUUCUCCACGGGACACUGAGAAUGGGCCUCAUGUGUUGGGCCUCCUCUAAAUUCUGGUCCCCCCGACCGCCAUCCUCCCAGCAUCAGUGGGAUGUUCCAGGUGUGUCUCCCCUUGGCCUUGCUUAUGCUCUGCAGCUGCACUAAGGUUUCCUCAACUAACUCCUUGGAGCUUGUGAAAGAGAAGUGGAGCAGCUACAGGAACCAGUGCCUGGAAUAUCUCAACACCACGCCCCCUGCCACAGGGCUGGUGUGUAACAGGACCUUCGACCUGUACGCCUGCUGGCCUGAUGGAGUCCCAGGAACCACUGUCAAUGUCUCCUGCCCAUGGUUCCUGCCAUGGCACCGUAAAGUUCAGCAUGGUCUGGUGUACAGAGUCUGCAGAGAAGACGGUCAGUGGGCAAAGAAGAAUACUAGCGAAUGUGAGGACGACCCUGGUGAGCAGCAGUAUGGACGCAUCCUCAGUCAGUUACGGAUCAUGUACACAGUGGGCUACUCUCUCUCCCUGGGAGCUCUGCUACUGGCACUGGGAAUCCUCAUCACCUUCAGGAGGCUCCACUGUAUGAGGAACAACAUCCACAUGAACCUGUUUGCCUCCUUCAUCCUGAGAGCCGUGUCCAUCCUGGUGAAAGACGCCCUGCUCACCCUCACUCUGGACCCCAGGAGCAACAGCGACACGCGGACACAUGCUUGGGCUGUGAUGUGGUGUCGUGGUGCCAUGGUGAUGAUGCAGUACAGUGUGAUGGCCAACAACUAUUGGCUGCUGGUGGAGGGCAUAUACCUGCACAGCCUGCUGGUCAUCACAGUGUUCAGCGAGAGGAAGUACUUCUCUAUUUAUCUGGCCAUCGGCUGGGGUGCACCGCUCAUCUUCGUGCUGCCGUGGAUCACAAUGAAAUAUCUGUAUGAGAAUGAGGAGUGCUGGGAGAGAAAUAUUAACAUGGGAUAUUGGUGGAUCAUCCGCUCUCCUAUACUGUUUGCUUAUCUGAUCAACUUCUUCAUUUUCAUCCGCAUCAUAAAGAUCCUGAUGUCUAAACUCAGAGCUCAUCAGAUGAGAUACACCGACUACAAGUUCAGACUUGCAAAGUCCACUCUGACUCUCAUCCCCCUGCUGGGGAUUCACGCCAUCCUCUUCACCUUCGUCAUCGACGAGUCGGUUCCCAAAGGCUCCAUGCUGCGUCUCAUUCGUCUCUUCUGUGACCUCCUGUUCAACUCCUUCCAGGGCCUGCUGGUCGCCAUUCUCUACUGCUUUGUCAACAAAGAGGUGCAGUCUGAGAUGCUAAAAAAGUGGAAGAGGUGGAAGCUGGGUAAGGACAUUGACGAGGAGUACCGCCACACCCACAGCCACACACCCCACAUCAAGAGUGGCAGCAUCGCAGCCGGCAAUCUGCCCGAUGAACCCAGCGGCGACUCCCCCCGCCUCAACAAAACCAUCAGAGGACCAUCGUGCGCCGUCGCACCAGAGGAGAACCGCCGGCUGGUCGUCUCCUACAGUAACGGGACGGGGAAGGGCCGGUCCGCCAGGGGCAAACACUCCCUGCGGUUCUCUUUCCCACCACGCCGAGGCCUCUGCAGCCGCGGCAGCACCACCACAGAGGAUGUGUGUCUGGAAGAGAGGCCGCACUGCCACAUAUACCCUCUGAAAGGAGAGGAGACCAAUGUCUGAGGACAAAACCUCCUCCAAGCAGUCGUCAUAGAAACUCACACUGAUUGUGCUGAGGAGGAGAAUUAGGAAGUGACCCACGGGGAUCGGGAGGUUAUCUCUGCAUAAUGCUACAGGAAUUAAUGUUUUCACCUGCCCGCCUGCAAAUUCAUAUUUAUUGAUUUUAGGACCUUGAGCAAAAAAACAAUCAAAGACUUGAAACAUGAGGAAUGAUUCAGCUCUGUGAUGUUCCACUUUGUGUGUUUGUAUGAUGUCAUCUUGACUCUUUGACUCCCACCUUGUCCACAUCUUUCCAUUUGUGCUGUUGUUGCCAUUGUGAAUCAUGCUUGUGUUGUGUGACUUCUUGCAGCAACGCACGCUUGUUUGUGGUACAACCCCCCCCCCCCUUUUUGUCUUUUCUGGUUUUAUGAGCCCAAAUGUGGAUGAGAAUUUAAAUCCUGAUGCCUCAACACCGUUAUAAAGACAGGAGUGAGUAAAUCACUGGGGACCACUGACUCUGUUACACAGUUUUUGCCAUCGGCCUCAUCGGGGGUGGACGCUGUCAUCCUCAAGACUGUGCUCUGAUAUUUAGCUUAAAGCCUACAAGAAAAUAAUAAUAGUACAAUAUUGUGCAUUUCACGUCAAUUGAGCGAAGCGUUAAAUCCAUUCUUUCUUAUUUUGUUUCAGAGCUAUUCUUCUUUUUUAAACAGGAUCUCCUGUCUGAAUGUAUAUGAUCAAUGGAGAAAUAUGUGACAAUGAAACAAUUCAUUUAACUGUACAUAUGUAAGUAGAAACAUAAUUUCCGCAGCACCUGGAGUCAGUGAUUUAAAAAAAAUAUCGCCAUUGCACAGACUCGGAAAGUUGGAGCAUCAUCAUCGUCAUCGUCAUCGUCAUCGUCAUAAUCAUAAUCAUCAUCAUCAUCAUCAUCAUCAGAUGGCUCCAGUCCAAUCCCUAUACAGCUGCACAGUUAUCCAGGUAUUCAGUAUUGUUUAGAAAGAAUGGAGGCAAAGAAUUACACAGUAUGCAAUAUGCACAGAUGAGAGGAGUCCUUUUUAAAGUGAACGUGUUACAUUCACAACAUAAUGUGAAUAUUCUGGGUUGAAAAGAGCACCACAUUGCCAAUGGAGGAACAGUUUCUUUUUUGUAUUUCAUGACAUAAAAUGUGCCUCAUGGAGCCACUUUCAUUAUUUUGACUUCAGGAAACCAGAUAAAUUAAGUUUAAGGAAUUCAAGUUCAGUGAAGAAAUGGACUUGAUUGAAUUGUCAAUCGAUUUAAAAUCACAAUGGAGCUAAACAAGGAUUUUCACGCGUUCCUGAUGAAGUUCUAGAUCAAGGACAGAAAACAAAUAUUGUUUGAAGCUAAGUGUGCUGUAUAAUGUAAAUAUGAAUAAAAAGUCAAUAUUAUAAAGACAGAGGGGGAUGGGUGGAGGGAUGUGUAGUUCUGCGUUUUUGCUCGCAGUCCAGGUGACUCAACGUUGAAAAAAUACAUGACUAAUUACCUUGAGAAAAGACGAGAGGUUUUUUUUUUUGCAGAACCUGAUUGUGCCUCUCUCCUUUUAUUUAAACUGUUGUUAAAGUUGUCAAAAAGGAACACAAUGUCACAAGUGAACA